Messenger RNA from Anopheles bellator, 2385 nucleotides. RefSeq lists its product as uncharacterized. Lineage: Eukaryota; Metazoa; Arthropoda; Insecta; Diptera; Culicidae. The record is from RefSeq and is a predicted model, not a curated record. Gene Ontology annotation, biological process: cilium assembly; protein phosphorylation; intraciliary transport. The transcript has 7 exons. Bases 1 to 2385 code for a protein of 794 amino acids. Gene Ontology annotation, cellular component: nucleus; cilium; cytoplasm. Gene Ontology annotation, molecular function: protein serine/threonine kinase activity; ATP binding.
AUGAAUCGAUACCUGACACUAAGCCAGCUGGGCGAUGGUACCUACGGGACCGUUGUCCUUGGCCAGCGGAAGGACACUGGAGAAAAGGUCGCUAUAAAGCGCAUGAAGCGGAAGUACUACUCGUGGGAGGAAGCUAUGAGUCUUAGAGAAGUGAAGUCACUGAAAAAACUCUCCCAUGCCAACGUGGUCAAGCUGAAGGAGGUGAUACGGGAAAACGACGUGCUGUACUUUGUGUUCGAGUACAUGCAGGAAAACCUGUACCAACUGAUCAAGGAUCGUGACACACACUUUCCCGAGACCACCAUAAGACUGAUUCUGCAACAGAUCCUAACGGGCCUGGCGUUCAUGCACCGGCACGGCUUCUUCCAUCGGGACCUGAAACCGGAAAAUGUGCUCUGCAGUGGACCGGAAACGGUCAAAAUCGCCGAUUUCGGUCUCGCGCGAGAAAUACGCUCCCGGCCCCCGUACACGGACUACGUCUCGACGAGGUGGUAUCGUGCACCGGAGGUACUGCUACAUUCGACCCGCUACGGAAGCUCGAUCGAUCUAUGGGCUGUAGGAUGUAUUGUGGCGGAACUGUACACAUUUCGACCACUUUUUCCUGGUUCUAGUGAGGUGGAUCAGUUAUUUAAGAUAUGCUCGAUACUCGGUACGCCCGAUAAGACCGAUUGGGCGGAGGGUCAUAAGCUGGCGGCGACGAUACAGUUUCGCUUUCCAGAGUGCCCGAAGAUUGCGUUGGCUACGCUGGUCACCAGGGCCAGUGCGUCCGGCAUUCAGUUGCUAGAGGAUAUGCUGCAGUGGGAUCCGGAGAAACGACCAACCGCCCAACAGUCGAUGAAGUACUCCUAUUUUAGCAGUAUGAAAGCACGGAGUUCCGCGAAUCUUUCCACUAACCAGCAACACAAUCAUCAGCCAAACGGCAACAGCAACGGCAUCAACGGCUCCGUGGCCGCUAUUCCGAACGCUCGUCUCUCGAUCAUGGACGUCCCCAGCAACGCCAACUACAAAUCGAUCACUACCAACGAGUUGAACGAUAUCAACUCGAUCCUGACCCUGUCCCGGGUGCCCGAUCUAGCAGCGCAGCCGACGCAACCGCUGGCGAACUCACAACAGCUGCACGGUGAAGGAACGAAAGGUAGUAGCAAGUUUCAGAGUGGCAUCAAUUACAGUGUGUUGAACGAAAUGCUUAACAACUACAAUGCCGGCCUGGGGGUACCUUUGAAUCCACACCAAGGUGGUCCAGCGGUCGUAUCGACACAGGUGAAACUGCUCCGGAAUGGACCAUCGGCCAUGUACAAUAAAUCGGUCGCAUCCAGUGACUUGACCAUCACGACGUCUGUGAAUGAAGCCGUGGGCAAGGCGACGAAUGAAAGCGGUUCCGGAUCAGUCGUCAGUUAUGCCAUCAUUAAGCCGGCGGUUGUCCGGAUCGCUGACAGCCGGCCAACGGAUGCAGCCCCGCCAAUCAACGCAAUAGGUGGCGUCAGUUUGCGGAAGGAAAAAGUGAACGAUAUAUUCGUUACACGAAGCAAUGACUUUCACCACCAAAAGGCCAACGGCCAAUCGAAGGCUGGCCACGGGCGGGCACUUCCGGCAAUCGACAGCGAUGAUUCCAGCUACUUCGGAAGUGGAUUCUAUUUGCACAAGAAAAGUGCUGCCAAGAACGGCUCUAGUGGCGCUAGCAUUGGCGGUGGCAGCGACGGCAUCAUUGGUGGUGCUAGUUCGGUGUACAAUGAUAGCUUUGCGAGCGACGGUAAAGUGUAUAACGCAUUUUCGAAACAGCCCGUACUGGUGUCGAGAAAAACGGACGAAGACCUCAAGGCUUAUCGCAAUCGGAACGGUACGAUGCAUCGAGCUAUCCACGGUCACUUCAGCAAAAGCUGGGAACCGACCAACCAACGCGGCAACAGCUUCGAGGAUGAUGCGCUGGGAGAUAUUCUGGGAAGCAGAAUACAAGCGAACAAAAAACCAGUGAAGAGUUUCAAGCUGGAGGAUCUGUUUGGAUCUAUCUCAUUCAGCAAAGAUUCGACGACCUCCAAAUAUCCCAACACUGUUCCCUUCGCUAAGGGCAGCACGAAGAAUGUUGGAGCCGGACCGGGUGUGGCAGAUAUUUUCGACAACUCUGAAUCCAAACCUUCACACUCAAGUGCAAACGUUGUCCCACGGCGGAAAAAUCAGCAAAUCUUCGUUUCAAAUAAUGGGAACUUGGUAGCAAACGAUUUUAGCGGACCGAAUGCAUCUUUCAAACUGUUUCCAUGGGACGAUAUACCAAAGCAUGAGGUGGAGAAAAAGCAAUGGAUUCCGGAUAGUGGAGUGUUGACGUUCGUCGGGACGGGCAAUGAGCACGUGGGACGAACGGAUUGGGCGGCCAAGUACCUCAACAAAUAA